UUUGCCUUCAAGGAACUCGGAAAGUCCCUCAAGAGUCCGAGAACCCGUGAAGUCAACCACCUGAAUCGGCUUGAUUAUACGCAGCCCAGGGAGGUCAUCGACAGACAUGCCAAAGAACUCCAUUAUCCUCUGGUGGUCUUCUUCAUCGGUGUCAAUCACAACAAACAGGACCUGUUAGGCAGUCACAUGUGUCAUAUGGAGGUGCAAAGAGAGGAAGAGGAGGAGAUGAGACUUGAUUUCUCCACCAAAGAUUUUCUGGGCAGACUCAUGAUUAAACUCCACAACCAGGGGAAGAGAAUUGGCUUGAAUCCAUGCGACAAGCUCGGACUGCUCCAACUUCCCAUCGAAAACUUAAGUGUAGGGUACCCCCUGACACCAUACUCUUCAGCCAGCUUUGAUUCCUGGGUGGCAUCCACUUUGGCCAGCUUGAUCUCUGAUGACAUCUCAACUAGCUUCUCGGCAGCUUUGGCAUAUUCUGGUGCUAGGGCCUUGCAGUGUCCACACCAUGGUGCAUCUGUGAGCAAUGUAUGGCCACCAAUACUUACAGAAUUCCACAAGCACGUGGUCAUUGGAAUCUAUACCCUUCUUGAAAUUAUCCUGAGUGAGAACCAGGACUCCAUCCUCCUUCAUGAUCUCCUCCUCAGCAUUUGCCAGGAGGAGGAAGGCAGAGAGGAAGGCAAACACCAGAACUUUCAUUUGCAUGAGAGGCUCCCUGGCAUCCAGUCAAAAUGGCCGUCGGUCGUUCCACCCUGCCGCAACCUUUCGGACCUUAAACCAUAUGUCUAUACGGAAUGGGUAAGUUCCACCAAAGCCUGUGGUAAAGCCAACCCAAAUCCGAAAGAUGCCCAUCUACAA
Messenger RNA from Darwinula stevensoni, 855 nucleotides. The record is from the annotation of a GenBank genome assembly. Lineage: Eukaryota; Metazoa; Arthropoda; Ostracoda; Podocopida; Darwinulidae.